Molecule: messenger RNA, 831 nt
Organism: Daldinia caldariorum
Lineage: Eukaryota; Fungi; Ascomycota; Sordariomycetes; Xylariales; Hypoxylaceae
Product: U-box-domain-containing protein
Exons: 3
Coding region: 1-831 (276 amino acids)
Biological process (GO): protein quality control for misfolded or incompletely synthesized proteins; proteasome-mediated ubiquitin-dependent protein catabolic process; protein polyubiquitination
Cellular component (GO): cytoplasm
Molecular function (GO): ubiquitin protein ligase activity; protein-folding chaperone binding
Source: RefSeq, a predicted model, not a curated record
AUGGGAAAGGACGUGGAAAAGUCCACGAAGCUAAAGGAAGAUGGGAACCACCACUUCCAGUCUGGUGACUUUAUAGGCGCCGAGAGCCUCUACUCCAAAGCCAUCAUCGCUGACGAUACGAACCCUUCCUUAUACACAAACCGUGCUAUGGCACGUAUUCGACUAGGACUAUACGAAUCGGCUAUCGCGGACUGCAACGAGUGUCUCAAGAUGAGCGGAGAAAAAGGUAAUCUAAAGGCUUACUUUGUCCUUUCCCAGUGCCAGCUGUCUAUACACGAUUACGACGCCGCGCUCGAGAGCGCUCUGCAAGCCCACCGUUUAUGUGUCGAGACCAACGACAAGUCGCUAGGCCCUGUCACCAAUCAAGUACUACGGUGCAAGAAAGAGCGUUGGGAUGAGAUGGAGAAGCACAGGACCCGCGAGGGACAGGAGCUAGAGAAGCAUCUUAUUGGCCUAUUGGAGCGCGAACGCGAGGAUAUGAUCCGUUCGUGCGACAACGACUUCGAUAAAGACCAGAUCAAAGAAGAGUGUGACCAGAAGAUUGAACUGCUACGGUCAACAUUUGAAAAGUCUAGAGCCGCAUCGGAGAAGAAACGGGAGGUCCCUGAUUGGGUGAUUGAUGAUAUUAGUUUCGGUAUCAUGGUCGAUCCAGUGGUUACCAAGACUGGCAAGUCAUACGAGAGAGCAUCUAUCAUGGAGCAUCUCCGAAGGCAUCCCACCGAUCCCCUAACGAGAGAGCCGCUACAACCUAGCGAGCUGAGGCCAAAUCUACAACUCAAGGAGGCUUGCAAAGAGUUUCUAGAUCAGAACGGAUGGGCAGUUGACUGGUAG